AGCUCUGGUGGUUCCAAGUAAGCUGGGCAUGCUCAGUGGGCAGGGUCGGUUUUAGGGGGUGCAUCUGGGAAGCCUGCUGCUCCGCUGCCGGGGCUCUGCGCCUCCCCCCACCUGUAUGAGGCCGGGCCUGAGGCGCCUUCGCUCGGCAUCCCCCCCUCUCCCACCUCCCGGCGCCCGCCGGGGCUUGGCCUUCCCUGCGGGUUCCUGCGCUGACAUUCAGCGGGCAGGUCGGGAGGUCGAAAGCGUGCGGAGGGGGUCCGCGCGAGGGCUUUGGGCUCUGACGGCCGGGUCCCAGGGGUCCGCCCGCUUCCUAGAAGCGUUUCUAGGCCCAGGGAAGCCUUUCUGCCGAGGAGGGGAAGCCAGAUCCGGGGGCGGACGACGAGAAAUCAGGCUAAGAAAUGGCAUUUCAAAAGGCAGUGAAAGGGACUAUUCUUGUUGGAGGAGGUGCUCUUGCAAGUGUUCUAGGCCUCUCUCAGUUUGCUCAUUACAGAAGGAAACAAGUGAACCUGGCCUAUGUGCAAGCAGCAGAGUGCGUUUCAGAACCUGUUAACAGGGAGCCUCCCUCCCGAGAAGCUCAGCUACUGAGUUUGCAGAACACGGCGGAAUUUGAUAUCCUCGUCAUCGGAGGUGGAGCAACGGGAUGUGGCUGUGCCCUGGAUGCUGUCACCAGAGGACUAAAAACAGCCCUUGUAGAAAGAGAUGAUUUCUCAUCAGGGACCAGCAGCAGAAGCACUAAAUUGAUCCAUGGUGGUGUGAGAUAUCUUCAGAAGGCUAUCAUGAAGUUGGAUAUUGAGCAGUAUAGGAUGGUAAAAGAAGCCCUUCACGAGCGUGCCAACCUACUAGAAAUUGCUCCCCAUUUAUCAGCUCCGUUGCCUAUAAUGCUUCCUGUUUACAAGUGGUGGCAGCUACCUUAUUACUGGGUAGGAAUCAAGCUAUAUGAUCUGGUUGCAGGAAGCAAUUGCCUGAAAAGCAGUUAUGUCCUCAGCAAAUCGAGAGCCCUUGAACAUUUCCCAAUGCUCCAGAAGGACAAACUGGUAGGAGCAAUCGUCUAUUAUGACGGACAACACAACGAUGCACGGAUGAACCUUGCCAUUGCCCUCACUGCUGCCAGGUACGGGGCUGCCACAGCCAAUUACAUGGAGGUCGUGAGCUUGCUCAAGAAGACAGACCCCCACACGGGGAAAGAGCGAGUGAGCGGUGCACGGUGUAAGGACGUGCUCACAGGGCAGGAAUUUGAUGUGAGAGCCAAAUGCGUUAUCAAUGCUACGGGACCUUUCACAGACACCGUGCGCAAAAUGGAUGAUAAGAACGCCGCAGCUAUCUGCCAGCCGAGCGCUGGUGUCCACAUUGUGAUGCCUGGUUAUUACAGCCCAGAGAGCAUGGGACUGCUUGACCCAGCAACCAGCGAUGGGCGAGUAAUUUUCUUCUUACCCUGGCAAAAGAUGACAAUAGCCGGCACUACCGACACUCCAACGGAUAUUACACACCAUCCCAUCCCUUCGGAAGAAGAUAUCAAUUUCAUUUUGAACGAAGUGCGUAACUACCUGAGUUGUGAUGUUGAAGUGAGAAGAGGGGAUGUCCUGGCAGCAUGGAGUGGUAUCCGUCCCCUUGUCACAGAUCCCAAGUCUGCAGACACUCAGUCCAUCUCCAGAAAUCAUGUUGUGGAUAUCAGUGAGAGCGGCCUCAUCACUAUAGCAGGUGGGAAGUGGACAACGUAUCGCUCUAUGGCAGAAGAUACCAUAAAUGCUGCUAUCAAGACUCACGAUCUGAAAGCAGGGCCAAGCAGAACGGUUGGGCUUUUCCUUCAAGGAGGCAAAGAUUGGAGCCCCACACUCUAUAUUCGGCUUGUCCAGGAUUACGGCCUUGAAAGUGAGGUUGCACAGCAUCUGGCCGCCACCUAUGGGGACAAGGCUUUUGAGGUGGCCAAAAUGGCAAGUGUAACCGGAAAAAGGUGGCCUAUAGUGGGAGUGCGUCUUGUGUCAGAAUUUCCAUACAUUGAAGCAGAGGUGAAAUACGGGAUUAAGGAGUACGCCUGCACGGCAGUGGAUAUGAUUUCACGGCGUACUCGCCUGGCUUUCCUAAAUGUCCAGGCCGCAGAGGAAGCCCUUCCCAGGAUUGUUGAACUGAUGGGCAGAGAACUGAAUUGGGAUGAUUAUAAAAAAGAGGAGGAACUUGAAACAGCCAGGAAGUUUCUGUAUUAUGAAAUGGGCUAUAAAUCUCGAUCAGAACAGUUAACAGAUCGCUCUGAAAUUAGCCUCCUGCCUUCAGACAUUGACAGGUACAAGAAGAGAUUUCAUAAGUUUGAUGCAGACCAAAAGGGCUUUAUUACUAUUGUUGAUGUUCAGCGUGUGUUAGAGAGUAUCAAUGUCCAAAUGGAUGAAAAUACACUACAUGAAAUUCUGAAUGAAGUAGAUUUAAACAAAAAUGGACAGGUUGAACUCAAUGAGUUUUUGCAGCUGAUGAGUGCUAUUCAGAAAGGAAGGGUGUCUGGAAGCCGGCUUGCUAUACUCAUGAAAACUGCAGAAGAGAACCUCGAUAGAAGAGUCCCCAUUCCAGUGGACCGAAGUUGUGGAGGAUUGUGAGUCUGGGCAGUAAAUCCACAGCCAACAAACACGGGAGCAACAAAUCAUCACGUAAAACCAGAGAUGACUUAACACCACUCCAAAAUAGUGGAUAUGGAUAGCUGCCUUUUUUUUUUUUUUUUUUUUUUUAACACUGGGAAACAUUCCAAAGCUUUAGGAUGUUGGUGUAUACCCUUUAUUUGUAUUCGCCAUUCAAUCUAGCUUCUAAAGAGUGCAUUUUAUCUUUUUUCUCAUUUUCAACACACAUGGAUUUAGUGUUUUGCAUCCAUUUUGUAACCUGUUAGACCAGACAUACUCCCUUUUUUGUUUGUCUACUCAUUUAUUCUGAAUCACUCCUAGAGGCCGAAUAUUUUGGCAGAAAUUGAAAAAAAGAAGCUGGAAAAAAUUUGUGAUGUGCACAAAGCUCUGGACAUUAAGCACGUAGAUAGUAUUUGUUCCUAAAAGAAAUCGAGCAGGGAGUGACCUAUUGAAACAAUAGUGUUUCUGGAGACUGCUCAGCUCCUCCUUCCUCGAGACCGUCUGCCUUCCUCAUCCGAACAGUAUCAUGCAAUUUUAUAUCUAGAGUAUGACUGGCAAAACUGGAGAGGGGAGACAGCGUUUAGAUCUGGUUACAGGAGCAAGUCUCAAAGAGAAACUCUGAAAGCUUCCAGAAUCACAGGUGUAAGAUAAGGAUAGCACUGACAUUUGCUGGGAGUUACGGUGAUAGUUUCGUGUCAGCAAUUCGCUUUUUCUCCCCAGUCACUGCUGGUUUUUCUUUGACUCUUAGAGUUGCCAGCAAGAUUCUUGCUUUUCUUAUUUUAAAACCAGCAUUUAAGUGGCAAGUUGGAUGUAAUGGGAUGAGACUAAAUUUCUCAACUCUUUACAGUGGUAAUCAAGUUAAGGAUUAAAAAUCUGCGUUUGUAUAUCCACAUAUGACAGCACAGUUUUCAAUCCCCAAAUCCUAGGCUGUGGAGCAUGUGCUGUUGUCAAACAUGGCCAAGUUUGCUUAGUUUAUUGCAUCAUUUUGGGGGAGUAAUUUUAAACAGAGAGCAAAAGAGGAUAGAAAUAACCUUUAGUUAACUUUAAUUAUAAUUAUUUGUAAAAAGGCACAGCGCUGCAAUAUUCAAGGUCAUUUUGGUUGCUUAAAGCCUUUCUCUUUCAGUACGCAAUGGGAAAGUCCUCAACCAAAAAGAAAAAGAAAAGGAAUAAAACCACGCACAACACACGCCCACACACACAUACCCUGCACGCAUAGAGACACAAAACAAAAACAAAACUAAAUCUGCGUUGAAUUUAACAAAAAAAAUGCAUUGAAUUUAAAGGGCCAAUUUGGUAUGCUUUUGCAAUACUUCAGUAGCAUUUUAACCAAUCAUCUGAAUAUUUAUCCUCUUGUGAAGCUAACGAUCUGCUUUUUUAUUUUCUAAGAUCAGGUUGUGUAUAUAAUCGGGAAUAUAACCCUUUAUUUAAUGGCAGACUUCAGUUGCGCAGACUUCAGGUCUUAGUUUUUUUUUUAACUGGUACACUAAACACUUUCGUGCUGUCAUUUCUGUCAACGUCGUAGAAAACCUUUAUGCCUCAUUCAAGUCGGGUAUGAGCCUGGAUGUCAUAAUACAAACACUGGAGUAUCGCUCACCUAAGCCCCCGCCCCACUUCAAACCAUUCAUUUAUUUUUAAAUGAAGUUUAGACUUGCCACAAGCAAACCUCAAGUAAAACCCAAAGCAAGGGAUGCUUCCAGGUAUCACUGUGAACAUUUUUCUUUCAAGGUGUGAGUUUUUUACACUACCUUAAAAAACAUAAUAAUGAUGGGAGCACGUGGUUUUGUAACGUAGUGUCUUUGUUUUUGUUUUUGUUUUGUUUUUUUACCAAGACAAUAAACUUCACUGUUUAGAACCCGCUGACACUCAAUAGAAAAGCUGUCUGUCCUUCAAAACACGGCCGAUGAUGUACCACAAUACAGUACAUUCGUGCUCUCUCUCUCUCUUUCUCUCUUUCUAGUUAGAUCAAGAUAGCAAUGACUUGUGCCCUCCCCGAAUCCAUUACAGUAGGACCGGCUCUCUAGCCUGACUGGCCUGGGAAGAGCUGUAUCUGUAAAACAGGCCUGGUGUGUGCACGCUUUGCUCUGAGUGAAGUUCCUUUAAGGACAAAGAAAAGCGCACUUUGCUUCCUUGGAGCGUGUCUGCUUUUGCUUAAAAUCUGCUAAUUCUAAAACAUACGCUCCUUCACCAAUCCCAGAGUCUCGUCUUGGAAGUGAACUAGGUUCCAAGUCUUUACUGUGAAUAAAGCAGCCCCGCAUUUUUGUGUCAGUUCUUAAUUAAACCUGGGUAGCUUCUUUACCUGAUCUCAGGAAAGGGGAAAAGAAAUGGAGAAAAAAGCCCCUUCAAAACCUGUUCCGAGCACAAAAGAAUGUUCCUUUUCUUUGCGUGGUAUUAGAUGAUUCUGUUGGGGCGGGGAUGGGGUGUGCAGAGACUGUCUUUGUCAAAUGAUUUAUUUCAGCCUUUAAGGGGAUUCAGGUGAAGGAACCCCCAUCUGUGGUGGAGAGCUGGACGCUCCUUUAAGUAGCCCCAUUCCACAGUCAUAAUAAUAGUGAUAAUGCUGCAUUAUUUGUGACGGCAAGGUUGCCUCACAUCCGCCAUGCUGUUUGCAGUAUUCUCGCUUUCAAUCAGUUUAUACUAAGUGUAACUUUACGAUUUCUACUCUUAAAUGCACGCUCCCUAUUCUGCUUCCGUUUCUAGCUCUGUUUCGUCUUUUCCAAAAUAUGCAGCUUACUCUUUUGUACAACAACGAAACUUUCAUUCUGACUUUUAGUGAACAUCCUGUAGGGAUAAUCAUUGAUCUUCUUUCCUUUUCUAUGUGUAUUCCUAAAGAUUUUUGGCCUACGAAUGUAAUAAUAUUGAAAUCAGUGAUGCUGUAACUUGCACUGGUCGCAUUACGUCAGCCCCUUUCAGGGAACGAAGCAGCCGUACGGUCAAGUGUAAGCCCCUUGCUGGAGUGGAUACACGCACUGCAUGCUUCCGAUGUGGCAUUUUCAUGUCCCGUGUUGGGUCAUUGUUCUAGACUGGACUGUUAAAUACUAUGUUUGAGGCUGGGUUGUCAUUUUUAUAACUGUCUGGGUGUUUUAUCGCCAUUAUUUAUUACUUUUGAUAUCCAGAAAGAGCUGCAUGCAUUUGUAGAGCAAUAAGAGGAUGUAUGCAACGUGCCUUGUUUUUAACCGAAUAAGAACCGAAAGCAUGAAUCAAUAAAACUGAUUAAAAUGGUCCA
Acinonyx jubatus (cheetah) is the source of this 5820-nucleotide messenger RNA. It is a transcript of the gene GPD2, whose product is annotated as glycerol-3-phosphate dehydrogenase 2. Gene Ontology annotation, molecular function: glycerol-3-phosphate dehydrogenase (quinone) activity; calcium ion binding. Gene Ontology annotation, cellular component: glycerol-3-phosphate dehydrogenase (FAD) complex; mitochondrion. The record is from RefSeq and is a predicted model, not a curated record. Gene Ontology annotation, biological process: glycerol-3-phosphate metabolic process. The transcript has 17 exons. The coding region runs from base 399 to 2582 and encodes 727 amino acids. Lineage: Eukaryota; Metazoa; Chordata; Mammalia; Carnivora; Felidae.